Carassius carassius (crucian carp) is the source of this 710-nucleotide messenger RNA. It is a transcript of the gene prr13, whose product is annotated as proline rich 13. The record is from RefSeq and is a predicted model, not a curated record. The transcript has 4 exons. NCBI's taxonomy places the organism in Eukaryota, Metazoa, Chordata, Actinopteri, Cypriniformes, Cyprinidae. Bases 138 to 560 code for a protein of 140 amino acids.
ACCCAUUUAACUCUGGUCGGGUCAGAGUGCGCUCGCAUCCAUGACGUCACGACGGUGCUCGGUCGGAACGCGGAAGCGGAAGCGGGAGUCAGCGACUGGAAGCUUUCUCGGGAAGAAGAUCAUUUGAGGAGACCAACAUGUGGCCAAAUCAAGGACCUCCAUACGCAGGACCUCCAGCCGCUCAGCCGCCCAAUCCUGCCUAUCCUGCCCCUCCAAACCCAGCAUAUCCAGCCAUGCCCAUCCCAUCCUACCCACCUGGACCCAACCCCAUCUAUCCGCCCGGCAUGAACCAGCCCUCAGCCAUCCCUUACACCACCCCGUACCAGCACCCGUUCCCCCCCGCCGUGGCCGGGCCACAUCCACCGUUCCCUGGAGCUGGACACCCCUGCCCCAUCCCGCAGUAUGGGGGUCCCCCGGCCGGGAUGAGCGCACCUGGACAUAAGAAACACAAGAAGAUGAAGAAGAUGAAGAAAGGGCAUAAAGCUAACAAGGAGCAUAAACACAUGAAGCACGGCAAGCACUCCUCGAGCAGCAGCAGCAGCAGCAGUGACUCGGACUGAAGAGCAGCUCUGAACACAUUCACAGCCUGGGUUCCUCUGAUUCACCCAUCAGCCCUGCGGCGAUAAACACACGCAGUGAUGGAUAGCACUUAAGCACAUGCGUGUUUCUAUGAGUCUGAAUGCUCUUCUUAAUUAAAGAUCUAUAACUAA